CUGUGACAGUAAUUCUGUACAUAAGAAGCGUGCGUUUCAAGAUCAUUUUAUAAUAGGAAAUCAAUUUUAUUGUUUUAACAUUUGAGGGAAUAGUAAAGUGUGUAAUUACUGCCAAUAUACUGCCUGUAAGGAAUACUGUCAAUUUUCUUGGUUAAUGUUAAUAAAUUUGUCCACUAGUUGUUAACCUGAACUGUGGUUUAAGAGAGUGUAUAAUCUUACGCCUAACAAAGAUAUGGGGCUGUGCAAUGGUACCUGAUAUAUUGCAGUAAAUCAAGUAUGGAGGCCCAGGUUCUCUGUUCAGAAGGAAAGGCUAGUUUUUAUGAAACCAAGGGUAAGUUACAGGAGCAGCCAGUGAAAAUAAUCUCAAGGAGAAUAUACGUUGCACAAAAAUCUCAGAUUAGUAAUGGAAAGCUUCUAAAUUUCUACAGCCUACUGGUCAAAUUAUUACCGUGCAUGAUCCACUAUUCAUUUGCCAUAGUUGCACAAUGAGUAAUAAAUAACAAACCAGAAAAAAGUCCAUUGGAUAUUGUUUCACAGGCGCACAAGUUUAUAUGUUACAACAUACAAAUGACAUGCAAUACUCUGGAGUUUGACUAAUCCCAGUUUAGCAAAGUGAACUCUUAAGUCCAUGAAGCGUUAGAAAAAGUUAAUGUUAGCUGUGACUCACAUAUACACAUAUAUUAUUGAUAAUUAACCUGAUGGGUGCAACAAUAUGUAAACAAAACACAAAACAUGCAAUGACCAGAGGUACAAGUAAUUCAAUUUAACAUAAUUUAAAAUGGGGAGCAAUUGACACAAUCAUAAAAAAGUACACUUUUUUAGUUUGAAAUUUUCCAGCACAAUGUUUUUUUUUGUUAAAAUGAACUAACAUAUUUGUUUUGAUUUCUAUUUUGUCAUCUGUUUAACAAGUCCAAAAAUCUCAUUGAAUUAAACUGGUAUCAAGUUACAAAGAUUGUGCUCCCGGAUACAGGGGGUCAAAUUCUGUCCUUUUCACAGGAGUUACUGUUACACUUACUGAAGGCUACCACUGGCAUACAACACAUGUGACGCAAGUAGAAUAACUCACAUUCUGUGCUUUGUAAUAUUAUGGGUACAAGCUAAAAAAAACUGUUCAAAGCAUGGUGUGAAAAAGAUUUUAAAAAUAGCUAUCUGCUACAUGUAAUGAAGACUAUUUUUAUUUAUUCAAAGCAAUAAUUGCCUAAAGAUUGGAAUUUUACACUUUAAUGGCUAUAUACUGUAUCAAAAUGAUGUAUCAGGCAGCUUGAUAACAACAGAACACACUCUUAAAUAUAGAUCUGGAAAUUCAAGUCCCAGCCUGUAGUGAUAUUUGAACUCCACGGCUGUGACAGGGAGAGGAGUGGUUGGAGACACAUAUCUUUGCCAGUCGUUAAAUGCAGUGGAGGAGGAGGAACAGUAAAAGACAGACUCUCUGCCUUGUAUUAACAUAGUGUAGUGCAUAGUACAACAUUGAAAAUGGCUGUACCAAUGGGAAAAUUUGCUGUUUUAAUUGUACAGCUAAUAUUAGAUUUACAAUAGUAAAAGUUUAGAAUGUGAAGUUAAACAACUCAGUAAAAGAUUGUUAUCAAGCUUGUUCCCCGACGUGUUGUCUCUUAAUAUAUUGCGGCUCACAAAGGAAGCGCCUUGGAGUAGUGAAUGCAUGUUGUCAUUGACGGAAGAAAUGCAGGAGCAGUUGAUACUGAUUCAGCAAAGAGAGUCAACCUUAAGAUUCAUGUACUACGGAAAGCAUCAUGCCACAGGUACAGAGGAAAUCAGCAACUGUGUCGCUAACAUUAGCCUCUUCUUCGGGAAGUGAAGGUUCGGCAAGACUUAAGAAUCCCCAAAUGUACUCCAAACCUGUUCAGACCUUAUCUGUCAACAGCCAGCAGAUUCAAGGGACCGCAUUUUCUACUCAUUCAGGAGCUUCAACAGAAUUCGCUCCAGUGUUUACAAAGUAUUUGCAGGAUGUUAUAUCACCAAAGAGUCAGUUAGUUGUACUGGAGUGUAGAAUCCAGGGUUCUUCCCCUUUAAACAUCCAGUGGUAUAAGGAGGAACAGUUAAUCAAGGACUCUGCAGACUUUCGAAUUUUAAGAAAGAAGGCAUGUUUAACAGCAGUACCCGAAGAGGUUUGCACACUGGUAAUUACAGAAGCUUUUCCAGAAGAUUCGGGGUUGUAUAAUUGUGUUGCUACCAACCGGAAUGGUGCGACUUCCUGCUGUGCUCAGCUCACUGUCUAUUCAGAAAAUCAGAAGACUCAAGCUCAAGUUUUCCAGUCUAGCACAGGAAUAUAUCCAGAUAGCACCCUGAGACAGCCAAACUUUGUGAAUGACAAUGGCAUACAAACUACAUUAGUCCACAAUAAGCAGUGUCUAUUGGAAAACAAAAGGCAAAAUACAUAUAAGCAUGUCGCACUUGGCUCAGAUGCUCAGAUCCUUGAGGUUUGCCCUGAUAUAGACACCUCUUCAUCAAAGAAGUCGCAAGCACCAAAUCACAAUCGUGAACUAUAUCCCAACAACUCAGGAAAGAAAAUCGUCAAGGCACAAAACUCAACCAGUGAUGAACAAAUACAAGGUUCCAAAAAUGCUGUCAUUCAAGACUUGGAAAGAAAACUGCGCUGUAAAAGUGAGCUUCUGCACGAUGGGCAGCAGCGGUUAACUUACGAGCAAAAGAUGGCUCGCAGAUUACUGGGUGCCGAGGAUGCUGCUUCUGUUCUUGAACUUCAAAAGAUGGAAAAUGAGCAGAUUAACCAGCAACAAAACACUUCAGAUAGCCAAAGAUGGCGGGCGUGCCAAUCACCAGCAGAAAGACAAAAGCCCGGCUCCAGAGAGUUUGAAAAUGAGAACGCAUCGAUCCAAGAGAAGCUCUAUCCACCUCGUUUUUUACAGAAACCAGAUGAGAAUAUGCUAAUUCAACAGUAUGGGCUCUGCAGAAUAGAUUGCAAGGUCAGUGGACUGCCACCUCCGGAACUUGUGUGGUACUUAAAAGGCCAACCUGUUCAACAAGACAUUGGUCAUAAGAUGCUAGUAUCAGGAAAAGGUGUACACUCACUUAUCAUUGAUGCAGUCACAGCAAGUGAUGCUGGGAUGUAUGAAUGUGUAGCCGUCAAUCGAGCUGGCCAGUGCAAGUUCACAGUACACCUUGAAGUAGAAGCACGAGGGGCUGUACUGGUACCGGAAUUUAUUUACAAGCUCCAAAAUUCCAGAGCUGUCGAAGGGGGCAAAGUUAAAUUGGAAUGCCAGGUGACUGGAGAUCCACAGCCAAUAAUCUUCUGGAGAAAAGAUCAUGAAAUGAUAAAGUGCAACACAGACAGAAUCAGCCUAUACCAUAGCAACGAUGGUAAAGUUGGCCUUGAAAUUUUCCCAGUCGAUAAACGUGAUGCUGGUUGGUAUACUGUGUCUGCCCAAAAUGAAGCUGGGUCAACAAUCUGCACAGCAAGACUGGAUAUCGCUGCUUGGCCAGUGAAACAAGUUUCAAACACCAAGACACUGAAGGUGCGGCCAACAUUUACCCGAUAUUCAGUGCUUAAUGGUCAAGGGUUUCUGAUGGACCCAGGCUCCCAGUAUACAACAUCAUCAUACCCUGGGCUAGUAGAAAGUGAUGAACUGUGAUCUCAUUGUACUUCAACUCAAUUGACAAUGUUAACUUUUCAGCUUAUGGAAUGUAGUAUGUUUUACCUACACCUUACUGUACACAAAAUACUUAGUUUUGUGUAUAAAUUUACAUUUAGUUGUAAAAAUGCAAAAAUGCUAUAGUACACAUACUAAGUGUUGCACAUUAAGGUUUAUUAGUUCAUGUACAUACACUUAUGAUAUGCAUCUUAGCACAAAAACAAUAAAUUUACUACAUGGGUACACAAUCAGCUUAGGUGGAUGAGAAAAUAAUUAUAUGAAAGUAAAUAAGCAGAAAAAUACAUGUUAAACUGAUUUUUAUAGUGUUCUGCCUUGUAAACGUGGCUGUGGUAAUGGAUUUGAGUAAAAAGUAAAACUCUAUUGUUUCUAAGUUCUUUUAAAAGCAGCAUGCACAUGGAGUUCUAAGUCCAAAACACCUUGCAUUUAAACUAUUGUGACAUACUUGAGUUAUACAUGUGAGUUUGCAGCAAUUAACUUUUGCAGGGUGGGUAGGUGUUUAGCUUUGUGAAAUACUGUAAGCUGAAAAUGUGGAGCAGUAAACUGCCACUAAUGGAUGAAGCCAUAUUGUUGGAAUAUUAUAAAGUGUUCCUAUGAUCAGUGCUGUAGGAUACAAAAAGCUAAUCUUUUGUGCAAUGAUGACACUUCUUUACAGUCUUUGACAUCAAAACUAGGGUAAGAGCUCCACUUACCUGAGUCAAAGCAUUUUUCUAUCAAUUCAGGCACUCAGACCAGGAAAGGAGCAGGUACUAAUUCUCAGUACAGCCCUACAUUCAUAGAAAUGUGUCUUUUUGCAAAAUUGAUACAUUGCAUGUUAUUAAAGGGACACAGUCAUGUGUAAGUAACUUUAGUAUAAGGUGUCAAGUUAUAUAUUAAUUUGCUGGUCUUCCAUCCUAGCAUAGAACCUGUGUGUUCAUAGACAAUGCUAAUUUUAUUGAUAAGCAUCAUCCAAUUUGCCCUUGAAAGCAGCAUUUCUUUCAGCUUAAAGGGAAAUGAUCCAUUCAACACCAUUACCCUUUAGCUAAUAUAAAACUUUAAUUAGUGAAGUUUAAAAUAAACUGGUGAAAAUACAAAAGUAGCAUACAAUUCUAUAACAAAAGCCUUUUUUUGGUGCUUUUCUUGAGGAAGUUACAAACCAUCCAUGGUCUACAGUAGUAGUAACAGUAAUUGCUCUUAACCCAUUUGCCACUCUUAUUCCUGGCUUUCCACACAUUGUAAGUCAGCAUCACAAUCACAGCUUUGCAGAACAAUGGUCGACAAAAGCAAAUUUCUUCACAACUUUAUGUAAAUUAAAGAGAUGGAAUGUUUCUUUUUUUGCAAUUUUUAAACUUCAUUGAUCAAUAAAAUUAUCCAAUAUUCAAAUUUA
Molecule: messenger RNA, 4989 nt
Organism: Carcharodon carcharias (great white shark)
Lineage: Eukaryota; Metazoa; Chordata; Chondrichthyes; Lamniformes; Lamnidae
Gene: myot
Product: myotilin
Exons: 16
Coding region: 1749-3605 (618 amino acids)
Biological process (GO): homophilic cell-cell adhesion; dendrite self-avoidance; axon guidance
Cellular component (GO): plasma membrane; axon
Molecular function (GO): cell-cell adhesion mediator activity
Source: RefSeq, a predicted model, not a curated record